Molecule: messenger RNA, 3184 nt
Organism: Tupaia belangeri chinensis (Chinese tree shrew)
Lineage: Eukaryota; Metazoa; Chordata; Mammalia; Scandentia; Tupaiidae
Gene: CAMK2A
Product: calcium/calmodulin dependent protein kinase II alpha
Exons: 18
Coding region: 165-1601 (478 amino acids)
Biological process (GO): protein phosphorylation
Molecular function (GO): calcium/calmodulin-dependent protein kinase activity; calmodulin binding; ATP binding
Source: RefSeq, a predicted model, not a curated record
UCGCGAGGCUGCGAGCAGCCACAGUGCCCUGCUCAGUCAAGCCGGUUCUCUGUUUGCGCUCGGCAGCACGGGCAGGCGCGUGGCCCCCAGUCCCGGGAGCAGAGCAGCAGCGCCCCAGUCCGGGUCCCCCGUCCCUGAGCCUCGCCUGCCUGCCCAGCCCCAGGAUGGCCACCAUCACUUGCACACGCUUCACGGAAGAGUACCAGCUCUUCGAGGAACUGGGAAAGGGAGCCUUCUCGGUGGUGCGCAGGUGUGUGAAGGUGCUGGCUGGCCAGGAGUAUGCUGCCAAGAUCAUCAACACCAAGAAGCUCUCGGCCAGAGACCACCAGAAGCUGGAGCGCGAAGCCCGUAUCUGCCGCCUGCUGAAGCACCCCAACAUUGUCCGACUCCACGACAGCAUCUCAGAGGAGGGACACCACUACCUGAUCUUCGACCUGGUCACUGGCGGGGAGCUGUUUGAAGACAUCGUGGCCCGGGAGUAUUACAGUGAGGCUGAUGCCAGUCACUGUAUCCAGCAGAUCCUGGAGGCGGUGCUGCACUGCCAUCAGAUGGGGGUGGUGCACAGGGACCUGAAGCCGGAGAAUCUGCUGCUGGCCUCCAAGCUCAAGGGCGCUGCAGUGAAGCUGGCGGACUUUGGCCUGGCCAUAGAGGUGGAGGGGGAGCAGCAGGCAUGGUUUGGGUUUGCAGGGACGCCUGGAUACCUCUCCCCAGAAGUGCUGCGGAAGGAUCCAUAUGGAAAGCCUGUGGACCUGUGGGCCUGUGGGGUGAUCCUGUAUAUUCUGCUGGUUGGAUACCCCCCGUUCUGGGACGAGGACCAGCACCGCCUGUACCAGCAGAUCAAAGCCGGCGCCUAUGAUUUUCCAUCACCAGAAUGGGACACUGUCACCCCAGAAGCCAAGGAUUUGAUCAAUAAGAUGCUGACCAUCAACCCGUCCAAACGCAUCACAGCGGCCGAGGCCCUUAAACACCCCUGGAUCUCGCACCGAUCCACUGUGGCCUCCUGCAUGCACAGACAGGAGACCGUGGACUGCCUGAAGAAGUUCAACGCCAGGAGAAAACUGAAGGGAGCCAUUCUCACCACUAUGCUGGCCACCAGGAACUUCUCUGGGGGGAAGAGUGGAGGAAACAAGAAGAACGAUGGUGUGAAGGAAUCUUCAGAGAGCACCAACACCACCAUUGAGGACGAAGACACCAAAGUGCGGAAACAGGAGAUUAUAAAAGUGACAGAGCAGCUGAUUGAAGCCAUAAGCAAUGGAGAUUUUGAGUCCUACACGAAGAUGUGCGACCCUGGGAUGACGGCCUUCGAACCUGAGGCCCUGGGGAACCUGGUCGAGGGCCUGGACUUCCAUCGAUUCUAUUUUGAAAACCUGUGGUCCCGGAACAGCAAGCCUGUGCACACCACCAUCCUGAACCCUCACAUCCACCUGAUGGGCGACGAGUCGGCCUGCAUUGCCUACAUCCGCAUCACACAGUACCUGGACGCCGGCGGCAUCCCCCGCACCGCCCAGUCGGAGGAGACCCGCGUCUGGCACCGCCGGGAUGGCAAAUGGCAGAUCGUCCACUUCCACAGAUCCGGGGCACCCUCCGUCCUGCCCCACUGAGGACCAGCCGGGCCACUGCUGCCGCCAAGACCUGCUCUCUGUCCGUGGAAUGUGGCUGCUGGUUCUCCCACUUGGAUUGUGCUGGAAUUCCCCCCACCUCGUCGCCCCUCCACUGCCACCACCACCUCUAUCCCUGCAUCAAGAAAACCUGCUUGUUCACAAAAGCCAUCACAACUCCAGAGCAAAUGGCCAACCCCCUGCCCCCACAUCUCACUCAUGCCCUCGCUGCCCUGCUAGGGCAGGGCUUCCUCAGGCCGGGGGGGCCGGGGUGCUGGCCCCAAGGACCCCCUCGCCCUCACCUCUAUGGCUGUCGUCCUGCUCUUGCCUCAGCUGGAGGCUCCAGUGCCCUGGCCGUGUGUUCACGGGGCACUGGGGAGAAGGAGGGCGCAGCGGAGAAGAACGCGGCACUGGCCUGCUCCUCUCCCUGCCCUCUCCUUUUCUGGGGUCCCUGGGAAAAGGCAAAAAGAAAGCCCUCAACAUCCCUGAGGGAGAGGGCGAGGGAGGAGCCCAGGCCAGGAGCCUCCUGCCCUACGCUGCUUUCUGACUCUUCCCUGCUGCGCUGGCCUCGUGGUGGCCUCGUGGUGGCCUCCUGACCCUCCUGCGGUGUGGGGGGCGCAACCCUCUCAGGUGGCCCCACUCGCUUCCCACUUCCUCUGGAGAAGUUCACCUGUCACAUGACCCCCUCACCCCACCCUGCCAUCGGCCCUGGAGAAUUCCCUGUCCGAGAGAGGGAACUGAAUUGUGUGGGGGCGAAAGCAAGUGACGUUAGGUGUCACUCUACGUGGACCGCAUGCCUUUUUAUAGCCAAACUUCUGUGUACUCGGUAAACGGAUUCCGCGUUAAUGGAUAUUUAUGUACUAAUAUUCCUCUCAAAUUAUUGUGAAGAGGGCUGGGUUGGGAAGGAGGGUGGGAAGAGGGGUGAGGGAAUUCUUUUCUUUUUUCCUUUCUUUUCUUUCUUUUUUCUUUUUCUUUUUCUUUUUUUUUUUUUUGGCCAUCUCUGAGGUGGACCUUGUCACCUGUGGUUACCUGAGACUGAGGUGAGCUCAGUUCCGGGGAGAAGGGCCUCUGCCAUUUCGAUCCAGGGUGAGAGCGUGCAGGUGCUCCUUUUGGGACUGGGGGGUGUCAGGUGCCGGUGCUGACGGGCAGAGUGGGCAGGUGUCAGAAUGGAAGCACCCAGACUUUGCUUUUCUCCCAAACUGGGGUCCUUACAAUGCACGCCCCAGGAUUUCACGCCACCAUCCCGUGCGCCGCCUGUGUGGGCGGCCGUGAGCACGUGUCCUCCCUGCCUGCCUCCCCUGGGCAUCUGACAGCCCCUGCAGAGCCCCGGGAGCGCCUCCUCUUCACGCCUCACCUGCAGCCUCGGGUCCAUUCUCUCUCUCUCCCCUCUUCCCUCUUCCCCCGGAACUGACUGGCCUGGACUGCCUCGGCACCUCCACUGGGAUCUCCUGUCUGCACUGUUUUCUUUGCAUGACUUUAUAUGCAGUAAGUAUGUUGAAAAAAAAAAAGAAAAGAAGAAAAACAUUCAACAAAACCAAUCUACAUGUUUCGGACAAAAACAUAACAAUAAUAGAGGUUGUAUUCUG